This is a messenger RNA of Epithele typhae, 504 nucleotides long. Its product is annotated as diaminohydroxyphosphoribosylamino-pyrimidine deaminase. Lineage: Eukaryota; Fungi; Basidiomycota; Agaricomycetes; Polyporales; Epitheliaceae. Bases 1 to 504 code for a protein of 167 amino acids. Gene Ontology annotation, molecular function: diaminohydroxyphosphoribosylaminopyrimidine deaminase activity. The transcript has a single exon. The record is from RefSeq and is a predicted model, not a curated record.
AUGGAUUUCCUCCAGCUCGCUCUUGCCGAGGCAAGAAAGUGCAUCCCCAGCCCGACCGCGUUUUGCGUGGGCUGCGUCUUGAUCGCCGCAUAUCCUCCCGGCACCGAAGCGGAACCAGUCGUCGUCGCCCGUGGUUACUCGCGAGAGUUGGAAGGCAACACGCAUGCCGAGGCGAACGCCAUCACCAAAGCGCGACAGCUCACUCCUGCUCAACUGCAAGAGCUGUUCCCCGCUUCCCAGAUUCCCAUCAGUGUGGAAACCCUUCUCUCCCAUACCGAUAUCUACACUACCAUGGAACCUUGUUCCGUCCGAACAUCCGGGCUAGCACCUUGUGCUGAUGCAGUUGUUGCCGCGGGGAUAAGGAGAUGCUUCAUUGGAGUGGGAGAACCCGACGAUUUCGUCAAGUGCGAAGGCGCGCAGAAGCUCAAAGAUGCUGGUGUGGAAGUAAUUUGGCUCGCUGGGAUGGAAGAGGAGUGUCUGGCUGUGGCCAGGAGAAGGGAAUGA